This is a messenger RNA of Chenopodium quinoa (quinoa), 2346 nucleotides long. RefSeq lists its product as uncharacterized. The coding region runs from base 1100 to 1930 and encodes 276 amino acids. The record is from RefSeq and is a predicted model, not a curated record. The transcript is spliced from 6 exons. Lineage: Eukaryota; Viridiplantae; Streptophyta; Magnoliopsida; Caryophyllales; Amaranthaceae.
CCUAAUUAUUGUUGCGGAAGAUUAAACAAGCAAUCCUCACUAUGAAGUCUCAAGUGCAUUUCCAACUUCAAAGUGCACAAACAGUCAAACACCUAAUCGGCUAAUCGCUUAUUAUCGCUCCUCUAUAAAUCUAUAUGUACACGAAAAAAGAUAUUUGUGACAAACAAUUAAGAUGAAAAGAGAAAGUAAUAAAGAGGGAAGAACUCGGCAAACAACUGGUAAUUCGUAAGUUCGUUACAAUUCUAGAACAAGCGUUCACAGGGGAAGAAACAGUGAACCCAAAUUCCAAAUUCUUCCAACAACAUCAGAAUCUCCCAAUUUGUCGACUUUUGAACUAGGUUUGAUUUUCUCUCUCCUAAAACCCAAUUUCAUUUCAGUCUCAAAUUCGCAGUUUAUUUGCAAUGCGCUUAAAAAUCUUGAGCUGGGAACUCAUUUGAUUCUGCUACUGUAUCGAUUAAUCAACGCAUUUAUUUAUAUUUCCUGAUAAACUUUCAUUAUUUUCAAAUUUAUCCCUUUUUUUAAAAAAUUAUAAUCACGAAAGAUGGUGCAUAACAACAUAAAACAGCUGAUUUUUCUGCAAUAAAUUCUAGGAUUUGUGGUUGUUACAUUAAAAAUUACUGGAAAAUUGCGUAAAACAUUUGUUUGUAGGCUGGUAAAUUUAUAUAUUUUUUUUUUGAGAAAGUCGUUUUCUUUCCUUUUUUGGUGUAUAAAAUUUUCUGGGCUUUGUAUUUGAGCUGCUUAAUAAUAUCUAUAUGUUUGUAUUUUUGGUGGCUAAUUGAUAGUGAAAUUUAUUGAUAGUUUCUGUGAAGUAGAUAAUAAACUAUAUGAGGAACUUGCAGAUGUAUUUGUCAAAAAAAAAAAAAAAAAAAAACUUGCAGAUGUAAAUUCUAGUAUUAAAUUGUCUUUGAUGCGCGAUUUUGGACGAAUUUAAUAAUUAUUUCACAAAACAUUACAGGAAUUAUAUGUUUUGUUGAUUCUGUUGCUAAAGACUAAAGAGUAGCUCUUUAUAGUUUUUAAUGAGAAUGAAUUACAGGAUUAAAAUUUCACACUGAGUGACUACAGAUAUUUGAUUGAUUUCACUAUUAGUAAAGAGGAAAAGAUGUUUUUGGGGCGUACCCACGGUCUUCCGGUGUAUAGCUCACUGAAUGAUGUGUUGUAUCCGGACCACGAAUCAGAAGUUGAUGAGGAUGGAGGAGGAGGUAGCUCUAGCCAGAUUUUAUAUAUGGCUUCCUUUGAUGAACUUGCAAAGAAUUACAUUAACUAUGAAACUAUCAUAUGGCUUUCAAUUUCGUUACUGUUGGUUUUAGCUUGGGGAGUUGGGGCUAUUAUGUUGUUGUUUUUGCCCAUUAGAAGAUAUGUGCUUCAGAAGGAUAUUUCUUCCCGAAAGCUGUAUGUUACGCCAGCUGAAGUUGUCUACAAGGCAUCUAGACCAUCGUAUAUACCCUGUUGGAGAAUGGCGACAACGGAGACACGAGUUCCUUUGUCCUUGGUGAUUGAUAUAAUUAUAGAACAAGGUUGCUUACAAUCUGUGUUUGGUAUACACACCUUCAGAGUGGAGAGUAUAUCUCGUGGUAAGUCUGCUCCUGUGGAUGAACUGCAGAUUCAAGGGAUAUCAAAUCCAGGACUUUUGCGGAAGGUAAUUAUAACAGAAGCUUCAAAGGUUAUUCGAGAUGCUGGAAAGAAGAUGAACCUUAUGUCAUCUUUGAAUCAGAGACUUGCUUCUUCAAGACCACCAUCCAAGAAGUGGAAGGCUGAAAAUUCUUCAUUUCCUGUGCCUACCGAGUACAGAGGAAUGGUUUCUGAAGAGCUGUUUCUGAGUAAACUGGACGAAGUGGAUCAAUCUGUUAAGAAAAUUGAGUUUCUUAUCGAUAAAUCCCGAAUCUCACCGAAGUUAGCUGAAAGAUAUGAAGAUGUGGCUCCAAGUUUGUAAGUUUUCCUCGUCCAUGUUCGGCCAACUUAAGUUAACAAGGGUUAAAUGUUGAGGUGUAACCAAUCUUCCGUGCAUAUUAAUGUUGAAGAUCAUUCUUGCAGCCUACAGGAUGUCAGAUAGAUAGUUAGAUACAUCUUGUUUCUGUACAGUGUAUAUACUUAUAUAAUUGUGGCUUUAUGUAGGUUUUUCAAUUCCUUGUAAACCUUUGUAUUCCUUUGUGGUAAUGCUUAUCAAUCUUUGUUGCCUCUUAAAUUGUAAUAGCAUGUUUCGAGAUUACACCACGAGGCAUAGAUGAGCCUCAUUUUGUUUUCUGGUUACAUCACGAGGCAUAGAUGAGCCAAGUGAGUGAUUAAUUUGUAAGCUCUUGUAUGUUGUAUCCGCAAUUGUCUAUCAACAAGCAUAAUGAUACUUUGUCA